CAGGAAGGAAAUAAAGAAGAACUAAUAGCUGAAUAUCUGUGAAUAUAUUUGGGUUAGCUGAAAGAAAAUCGUUCUACUUAAUUGAAAUCCCGUUGAAAAAAUGACAACACCUGAAGUUAAAAUAACGCUGAAGCGCUUCCUGGAUCAGCUGAAUGACAAAAGUCUGGAGCAGUUUCAGUGGAACUUGGGCCUGUAUGAAAGCGAUGGAUUCCAACGCAUCCCGAGGGCCCAGCUGGAGAACGCUACCAGAGAGAAAACUGUGGAUAAACUGGUGCAGUUUUAUGGGAAAGACGCUGCUGUGGAGACAACAGUGGAGAUUCUCAGAAUGAUUAAUCACAACGAUCUUGCAGAUGACUUAGAAGAAGGAAAAAUGACUACCCCUGAUCCAAUUAAAAAAGUGUUGAUUGAGUUCCUGGAUGACCUGGACAACAAAAGUCUGGUGCAGUUUCAGUGGUACUUGGGCCUGUAUGAAAGAGAUGGAUCCCGACCCAUCCCGAGGUCCCAGCUGGAGAACGCUACCAGAGAGGAAACUGUGGAUAAACUGGUGCAGGUUUAUGGGGAAGACGGUGCUGUGGAGACAACAGUGGACAUUUUCUUUAGGAUGAAUCGUAACGAUCUUGCAAUAAAGUUAAUUCAAGCCCAAACAAACAGAAACCGGGUAGAGCAAUCACAUGAACCAGUGCCUGCUGUCUCCACUGCCAGAGAGAACCACAGAGCUGCAGAUUCGAUUUCUUAUGAUCUUUCUUGUCCAAUUUGCCUCUCCAUUUUCACUGAUCCUGUGACGCUGCAGUGUGGCCACAGCUUCUGUAGGAACUGUGUGCUUGACUACCGCAAAAGCACUCAGAAAUGCCCACUUUGUCAAAAAGUUAUACUUGACACUGAACCUCAGACUAAUUUUGCUCUGAAGAAUUUGAGCGAAAACUACAUAAAGGGAAAUCUGGUUAAGCCAUCAGGAGGACAAAAAAAUGACUCAGAGUCAUAUCAGAAAAUCAAAGAGCAGCAUGAAGCUUUUGAAAAAGUCAAACAGUUCUGUGAUUCAUCGAUUGAGCAGAUUAAGACCCAGAGCAGACACACAGAGAAGAUGAUUAAGGACGACUUCGAAACGCUUUGUCUCUUCCUCAAGAGAGAGGAGGAAACCAGAAUAGCGGCAUUAAGAAAAGAAGAGACUCAGAAGAUUCGUAUGAUGCAGUUGAUCACAGAGAUGAGCAGAAACACAUACUCGCUCUCUGACACUAUAAAAAACCUUGAAGAGUGUGGGGCCAACUCGUUCAUACAGAGCUUUAAGGCUGAAUUGGAAAGAACUCGAAAUGUUCUGUCAGAUCCACAGAAUCUUCCAGAAGCACUGAUAAAUGUAUCUGAACAUUUGGACAACCUGAAGUUGACAGUCUCUGAGAAGAUGUUGAGCAUCAUGCAAAACCCUCCUCUGGACCCCAACACUGAAUCCAACACCAAAGAAGAGCAUUUCAACACUGAUGCACCAAACACAUCAAAAUCCGCUUAUUCUGAGGAAUAUGAUGGUUAAGCUUCAAAUGAUUCAUUCUGUUCAUGUUAAGAUUGUCCAUUGUGUAACCAUGUGUGUAUUUGUGCUUAAAAUUCAAUAAAAAUAUUUGAGAGAAGAAAAAA
Messenger RNA from Larimichthys crocea (large yellow croaker), 1623 nucleotides. RefSeq names its product tripartite motif-containing protein 35-like. Bases 101 to 1522 code for a protein of 473 amino acids. Lineage: Eukaryota; Metazoa; Chordata; Actinopteri; Sciaenidae. Gene Ontology annotation, molecular function: ubiquitin-protein transferase activity. Gene Ontology annotation, biological process: protein ubiquitination. The transcript is spliced from 9 exons. The record is from RefSeq and is a predicted model, not a curated record.